AUGGCUGAAAUCAAAAAGUACAAUCUUGGUGAUUUCCAGCUACAAAAUGGCGAAGUCUUACCAAAGGCCUGGAUCGCUUACAAGACAUUUGGCGACCCCUCACUUCCAGCCGUCGUCUAUCCUACUUGGUUUUCUGGCACAAUUGCAGACAACGAAUGGCUGGUCGGCGAGGACAAGACCUUGAAUCCGAGAAAUUACUUCAUCAUCAUCCCAGCACUCAUUGGGAAUGGCCAGUCUAUUAGCCCCUCCAACUCGGAUAUCAAUCCGUUUCCUGACAUCUCCUUCUAUGACAAUGUGCGGGCCCAACAUCAACUUGUCGCACAGGAGCUCAAGAUUCACCACCUAAGGGCGGUUCUUGGAUGGUCCAUGGGCGCAGCCCAAUCUUUCCAGUGGGCAACGCAGUACCCAGACUUUAUGGACAUUUGUGUUCCUUUCUGCGGUGCUGCAAAGACUGCCUUGCACAACCAAGUCUUCCUGGAAGGUGUGAAGUCGGCACUCCUGGCUGCCAAGAAAACUAGCUCAGGAGGGAGUACGAAAGGCCGCGUCGAGACUGCGGAUCAGAAACAGAAUCUUCGUAUUUGGUCCGACGAGGAGAAAACAGUCGGUCUCAAGGCAUUCGGGCGCGGAUAUGCGGGCUGGGGUUUCUCCCAGGCUUUUUACCGACACGAGCUAUACAAGGAAUACUACAAGGCCGCGAAUCUCGAGGAGUUUCUCGUCAACUUCUGGGAAAAAUGGGCCCUCAGCAAGCAUCCAGAGAAUCUACUUGUCAUGCUUCAUACUUGGCAAAGUGGUGAUGUUAGUAAGCAAAAACCGUAUAGCGGGGACUUCAAGAAGGCGAUGGCAGGCAUCAAGGCGAAGACCCUAGUGCUACCUUCGAAGACUGAUCUCUACUUCCCGCCGGAGGACUCCGAAUUCGAGGUGGCUUGCAUGAGCGAAGGUGUGGGAGAAUUGGAUAUUUACCCGUCCAUCUGGGGCCACUGGGCCGGUGGGCCGCCAGGGAACCCAGAAGAUGUGAAGUGGUUGGAUGACCGCUUGAAGGCAAUAUUUUCUUCAGCGCCCAAGAGACUUACAAGCGAAAUACCAAUUAGGUCAAAGCAGUGA
Molecule: messenger RNA, 1101 nt
Organism: Colletotrichum truncatum
Lineage: Eukaryota; Fungi; Ascomycota; Sordariomycetes; Glomerellales; Glomerellaceae
Product: homoserine acetyltransferase family protein
Biological process (GO): biosynthetic process
Molecular function (GO): acyltransferase activity, transferring groups other than amino-acyl groups
Source: RefSeq, a predicted model, not a curated record